Molecule: messenger RNA, 1649 nt
Organism: Fukomys damarensis (Damara mole-rat)
Lineage: Eukaryota; Metazoa; Chordata; Mammalia; Rodentia; Bathyergidae
Product: N-formyl peptide receptor 2-like
Biological process (GO): complement receptor mediated signaling pathway; phospholipase C-activating G protein-coupled receptor signaling pathway; inflammatory response
Cellular component (GO): plasma membrane
Molecular function (GO): N-formyl peptide receptor activity; complement receptor activity
Source: RefSeq, a predicted model, not a curated record
AGCAGCCACACCCUGCAUACCCUACACUUGUUUUUUAAGCUUUAUUUCUCUUGCUUGCCAAUUUGCCAAGCCUGCCCUCCAGAUCGCCAUGCUCUUCUCUCUGUCUCCUGAGCGGCCUGACAGUAGAGGCGUUGGGCACCACGCCUGGCUUUAAUGUCGUGAUUAUAUUUGUUUCCUCAAAAAAUUAUUUGGUUUCUUCAUAGACAAUGGGUUUUAGUGAAGGUGGCAGCAGGUGGCGCCUUAUCUGUGACAAUCAGUGUACUUGUGAGGUUAGUGAGGACACAGGGCAAAGGGCAGGGUGGUAGACUGGAGAGAACGCUGGCUGAAUGCUCAGUAUGUCCAGGACCUACAGGUGUAAACCUGGCUUGCAGCAUAAAAGACAUCAAAGGUGUGAGCAGGAUGGCCGCCAACUUCUCCAUCCCUCUCAAUGGAUCUGAAGAGAUGCCUUACGCAUCAGCUGGCUACACGGCUCUGCGGAUUCUCCCAUUGGUGGUACUCUCGGUCACCUGUGUCCUGGGUGUGCUGGGCAAUGGGCUGGUGAUCUGGGUGGCUGGGUUCCGGAUGGCACGCACAGUCACCUCCAUCUGUUACCUGAACUUGGCAAUAGCCGACUUCUCCUUCACCGCCACCCUCCCUUUCCUCAUUGUCUCCAUGGCCAGGGGAGGAAAAUGGCCUUGUGGCUGGUUCCUCUGCAAGCUGAUUCACAUAGUUUUGGACCUAAACCUGUUCGGCAGCGUCUUCCUGAUUGCUCUCAUCGCUCUGGACCGCUGUAUUUGUGUCCUGCAUCCAGUGUGGGCCCAGAACCACCGCACCGUGAGCCUGGCCAAGAAGGUCAUCGUCGGACCCUGGAUCCUUGCACUAGUCCUUACCUUGCUUUUCAUUUUCUUGUCAACAGCAAGUGACGCAAAUGGGAACAUAUACUGUACCUUCUCUUUCGCAUCCUGGGGAGACACUGUUGAAAAGAGGCUGGAGGUGGCCCUCGCCACGUUGACAGCCAGAGGGAUCGUCCGGUUCAUUAUCGGCUUCAGCACGCCCAUGUCCACGGUCGCCAUCUGCUAUGGGCUCAUCGCUGCCAAGAUUCGCAGGAAAGGCAUGAUGAAUUCCAGCCGUCCCUUUCGGGGGCUCACGGCCGUUGUGGCUUCCUUCUUCAUCUGUUGGUUCCCCUUCCAACUGGUUGCCCUUCUAAGAACAGUGUGGCUCAAAGAGGUACUUUUAAAGGGUAACAGAAUCUUUGCCGUCCUGCUCAACCCGGCAAAGUCCCUGGCCUUCUUCAACAGCUGUCUCAACCCGAAGCUCUACGUGUAUGGGCAGGACUUCCGAGAGAGACUGAUCCGCUCUCUGCCCGCCAGUCUGGAGAGGGCCCUGACUGAGGACUCGGCCCCGACCAGUGACACAGUGACCAAUUCUGCUGCCCCGAACGCAGAGCUCGAGUUACAAACAAUGAGAAGUGGAUCUCAAGUUCAUACCUAUCCUGUGCUUAUCUCACCUCCGGCUUUCUCUCCCCGUGAGACCCGGCCUUGAGUGUUUGCUUGGGAAAAAUAUCUUGUCCUCUCAUGUGUAGGAAAGAAAUAGAAAACAAGGUGCUACUGGUGUAAUUUCUUCUUCUGUUUGUUAGCCUCACACAGAGCCAAGUGCUGGCGGGGUAGGAC